Molecule: messenger RNA, 966 nt
Organism: Trichoderma reesei QM6a
Lineage: Eukaryota; Fungi; Ascomycota; Sordariomycetes; Hypocreales; Hypocreaceae
Exons: 4
Coding region: 1-966 (321 amino acids)
Molecular function (GO): protein binding
Source: RefSeq, a predicted model, not a curated record
AUGGCGUCCGAUCUAGAUACCCUCAUUGACAUGGGCUUCGAGCGGGCCCGAGCUGAGCUCGCCGUCAAGAAGUCCGGAGGCUUGCAGGGAGCCCUGCAGUGGCUGGAAGACAAUCAGGACAAGUCAUUGGAGGAGAUCCAGGCUGCCCAGGCCGCGGCAAAAGACGACGAAGAGGACGAGGACGAGACCAAGGCCAAGAUUGCCGCGCUGGAGUCGGGCGAGUCGGCCAAGUCCCUGGUCUGCAACGAGUGCGGGAAGCGGUUUAGGAACCACGACCUCGCCAGCUACCAUGCCACCAAGACCGAGCACACAGACUUCUCCGAGUCAACGGAGGAAAUUGCCCCCUUGACCGAAGAGGAGAAGAAGGCGAAACUUGCCGAACUGAGAGAGCGACUCAAGGCAAAGAAGGCUUCCCAGGCCGAGCAGGACAAGGAGGAUGCCAAGCGCAACGAGAAAAUAAGACAAAAGUCUACAAAGGAAUCUCAGGAAGCAAAGGAGGAGCUCGCGCGCAAAGAGCAAAUCAAGGAAGCCAUGCAGAAGAAGAGAGAGAAGCUUGAAGAGAUGGAGGCCAAGAAGCGCAUCAAGGCCAAGAUUGAAGAAGACAGGGCCGAACGCCGCCGCAAGGCCGAAGAGGCAAAGGCCGCUCGCGAAGGCAGAGCUCCCGAGGCCGCUGCUUCUUCAUCUUCUUCCGCUGCUGCUGCUCCCGCUGCGGCGCCCCCACGACCCAAGGCAGAUCACACAGAGGCGAAGCUGAAGCUGCAGACGGAUGCCGGCAACGUCAUGAAGACGCUGCCGGCGGAGACGACGCUGUUUGAGCUUGCGCAGCAGUUGGAGGGCGAGAUUGGCAAGCCGGUGACGACGUUUACAAUGACGUUUCCCAGGAAGACGUUCCAGGGGGAUGUGGAUAUGUCCAAGACGCUCAAGGAGGCUGGACUUGUGCCUUCGGCUGUGCUCAUUGUGAAAUAG